GAUGGAAGAACUGAGUCAAGCCCUAGCUGGUAGCUUUUCUGUGUCUCAAGAACUGAAUAGCACAGCUGCCCCACACCCUCGCCUCUCCCAAUACAAGUCCAAGUACAGUUCCUUGGAGCAAAGUGAGCGGCGGCGCCAGUUGCUGGAACUACAGAAAUCCAAGCGGUUGGAUUAUGUGAACCAUGCCAGAAGACUGGCUGAAGAUGACUGGACAGGGAUGGAGAGUGGGGAAGAAGAUAAGAAAGAUGAAGAGGAAAUGGACAUUGACCCUGGCAAGAAGUUACCAAAACGCUAUGCUAAUCAAUUGAUGCUUUCUGAGUGGUUAAUUGACGUCCCUUCAGAUUUGGGGCAAGAAUGGAUUGUGGUUGUGUGUCCUGUUGGGAAAAGAGCCCUUAUCGUGGCCUCCAGGGGAUCAACCAGUGCCUACACCAAGAGUGGCUACUGUGUCAAUAGGUUUUCUUCCCUUCUGCCAGGAGGCAACAGGAGAAACUCAACAACCGCCAAAGACUACACCAUUCUGGACUGCAUUUACAGUGAGAUGAACCAGACCUACUAUGUUUUGGAUGUGAUGUGCUAGGGACACCCUUUUUAUGACUGUCAGACUGAUUUCCGAUUCUACUGGAUGCACUCAAAGUUACCAGAAGAAGAAGGACUUGGAGAGAAAACCAAGAUUAAUCCUUUUAAAUUUGUGGGGCUAAAGAAUUUCCCGUGUACCCCUGAGAGCCUGUGUAAGGUGCUGUCUAUGGAUUUUCCUUUUGAGGUAGAUGGACUUCUCUUCUACCAUAAACAGACCCACUAUAGCCCUGGGAGUACUCCCUUGGUGGGCUGGCUGCGCCCCUACAUGGUGUCAGAUAUUCUAGGUGUAGCCGUGCCAGCUGGCCCACUGACCACCAAACCAGAAUAUGCUGGGCACCAGCUCCAACAGAUUAUUGAGCACAAGAAGAGCCAGGAGGACAUGAAGGAUAAACUCACACACAAGGCUUCUGAGAAUGGGCACUAUGAGCUGGAGCACCUAUCUACUCCAAAGUUGAAGAGUCCUCCCCACAGCCCCGAGAACCUCAUGGACAACUAACAAGGACAGCCCACAAAAGACUGGGGAAGAGGACAGUGGUGAUAGCAAUAGGUGACCUUAUUUCAGAGUGCACUUUCCAAACCCACCCCACUGGAAACAGCUCAACACCCCUGUCUGGAAUGUUGGCUCAGACUUUUGGGGGGUGGGUCUCUACUGGGUGGAGUUGGAAUCCAGGUAGAUUUGAAUAUCUCUUUGCUGUGUGCAUAUAUCCCAGGUCCACAAUGUAAAUAUAUGCGAUUCUUAAGAAAAAGGUUGCUUAUGAUUAUUAAGAUUUAGAUAUCUCUUCCACCUUCCCCUUACUCCCUUACUUAUGGCAUGACUGUUCAAAUCUUGGCCCAUUUCACCCCUUUUAGCACUUGAACAUUCUGCUGAGUUUCCAGUUGCUGUUGGUAAUGCCAUUUUCUGAAAGGUCUUACCAGGAACUGCAGUUCUUGGUAUUUGAAUAUGUUCCUUCUUCUGAGAAAACAAGUGUGAUUUUUCUACGGUUUAGACCUUCCCAGAGAUAAAAUGCUAAUGGGUUCAUUUACUUCAAGAAAUGUUAGAGCCCCUAUCAGGAGAUAAACCUCAAGCUGUGCCUCUGAGAUGUGGGUUAUAGAGGUAGACAAGACCUUGAGGGUUGUGUUAUCCAGUAAGAAAUAAACCCCAUAGUGUGUAGAGCAUGGUGAAAUGAUUGCUUUAGUGCAGAAAGGUACCUAGAGCUUAGGGGCAAAGGAAGAGCAGAUUUCACAGAGGAGGGUGGAGCUGGGCUAAGGCAGACCAGGAAGAAAGCAGGUCCUCAGAGUUAGAUGUUAGUAGCAGCAUUCCCCUAGAGCAGGGUGGGAUUUGAUCGAAUCAAGUAGGUUCAGCAUGGCUCAAGUACAAAAUACAAGUGGAGAGUUAGGGAGAGGAGGCUGGAAGACAGAGGGAGCUUAGAUUUUGUCCUAGUCAGGGAGUUAAGGAAAAGCCCUGGUGCAAGAUUCCUUCAGAAGCAAAGCUCCUCAUCAGCUAUGAAAGUAGAAGAUGGUGUUUAGAAUUAAACAGUUAGUUUUCACUCCAUUCAGAAAGUAUAUUCCAGGUCCUGUGGCCUCAAUCUGCAGCCCACUCUGCUUUCCACUUUGUUAGGACCUCUCUUACUGGACGAACUGACCUCACCAUUCUCUUCAACAGAAAGUCUCCCCUUGGAAAAACUUUCAAAGGGAUCUAGGUCCGAUCUUGAGUGAACUCCCUUUGAGUUCCUUAGUUCUGAGAACAGAGCCGGUGGUUCUGUUCAGAAGUAGUGGUUAGGCAGAGCCUGCUCACACAGGUCAGCACAUCCAGGGAGCUCGUCCAAGUAUCUGCUCUCACGGGGUGUAAGCAGCUUUCUGAUCAGACAGGAAGAACUCGGCUCUGACUCUCAGCCGGUGAGAGCCCACUGACACAGGUUUAGGCAUUUGCCUGUCUAAGCUCUUUCCUGUAUUUAGGUCAGAUUUGCUAUAUAAAUACAGUGGUGUUCCUUAUGUUAAGGAACAUUUCUGCAGGCUGACCUUGAACUUGCUUUUCUGCCCAGGCAAAGCCUUGAAUUUUCAAUCAAGUCUCAGCCUCCCAAGUCUCUGGGAUUAUAUGCCUUCGCCCCCAUCCCUAGCCUGUUUGAGAGUCUUUUGAAUUCUUCAGUUUUCUUUCAGCAGCCAGCUUUAUCAAUCUGGGGACUGUGCAUGUCAAUGUCCUAGCAAUUUGGUCAGACUUGACUUAGUAAUAAGCCUAGGCUUUGGGUAUGGUGGCUUAUGCCCAACACUUUUAGGAAGCUGAGACAGAAGGAUUGCCAUGAGUUUGAGGCCAACCUGGGCUAUAGUCUGAACACUAUCUCAAAAAUAAUUAAAUAAGGAGGUAAACCCCAAAAUAAACCUGGAAGGAUCACUUCCUCAAAUUACCCACUCUGGAGACAGAUGCAUGUAUAAGUCAAAACAUGUUUCAACUAAAGUUAACAAUUAACAAGUACAAUUUGAUAUGUUUAAAAUAAAUAUUUCCUAAUAUCUUUAA
This is a messenger RNA of Peromyscus eremicus (cactus mouse), 3067 nucleotides long. RefSeq names its product snurportin 1 (gene Snupn). Gene Ontology annotation, molecular function: protein binding; nuclear import signal receptor activity. The record is from RefSeq and is a predicted model, not a curated record. Lineage: Eukaryota; Metazoa; Chordata; Mammalia; Rodentia; Cricetidae. Gene Ontology annotation, biological process: snRNA import into nucleus; protein import into nucleus. Gene Ontology annotation, cellular component: cytoplasm; nucleus.